This is a messenger RNA of Trypanosoma cruzi, 1146 nucleotides long. RefSeq lists its product as uncharacterized. The transcript has a single exon. Lineage: Eukaryota; Euglenozoa; Kinetoplastea; Trypanosomatida; Trypanosomatidae. Bases 1 to 1146 code for a protein of 381 amino acids. The record is from RefSeq and is a predicted model, not a curated record.
AUGGCUGGCGCUGGUGAAAACUGGUUUUUUGGGAGGCCGAAGUCGGGUGUCUUUAAAAACACCCCGAUCCGCGUUGUAAACAAGUCGCCGCUGGUAAGAGGAAGCGUCUCGGACUUUUUUACCCAUAAAGGGGGGAAGCGCGCUCGCGAGGUGCUUUUUAGCAAUGUAAGGCGGUGCCAGAUCUGCAAGAAGCCAUGUGCCGUGAGCCUUUCAGUGUGCAAUCGAUGCAAUGCCUCUCUGGAUGCAGUGCCGGUAACGGAAACGCCCAACCUGUUUAGCGCUUUUAUGCUUGGUAUAGAAAAUAGUGGCGAGUUUCCUCUCCAGAUUUCUAUUCGGUACGAAACGGAGUCUUGUCUUGUAUUUGAUGAUCCGCUUGCUCUCUCGCCAGUACAUUUUUGUGCUAUUCCUACGACCAACUUUAUACCGGAUUGGCGCUAUCUCCUUUGUUCCCCAAAAGAGGGGCUUGAUAUCGUCCAAAGCCUUGUGGACGCAUCCCACAAGACGUUCAGAGAACAAUUUCUUGCCGAUCCUGAAUGGAAAUCAUCUAUUUUGCGUGUCUCGGAACUGGUGGAGGCAGAGCACACUCUCCUUGGUUUUAAUUUUCCGCCUUCGCAGAACCAAUUACACCUACAGUAUAUUGUGCCACCGUUGCUUCCUCACCAAUAUUUCAUGUUUGCCAGGGGUCAACACUUUACUCCCAAACGAUUUUUCCCUUUGAGCUAUGUUGAAAAAUGUCUCGGAGAUCUUACUGAAAGAGCUAAGCCACUAGCAACGUAUCAUUCUCUUCUCACCAUUCCCAUUGAUGAAUUGAUUGAUACUUUGGAUAAGGAGUGUGGUCUUUCAUACGAAAGCGAGCAUGAGAAAUUCAUCUCGCGUGUCAGAGAAGUGCAAAAUCGGUUUGGUAAUUGGACUGAAGACAAGUUUCAUGGGGUAUAUCGCCUCACUGAAAAUGAUGAAUCCAAGAGGGGGAAACUUUUGUUUAAGUCAUUCUCCGAGGCUAUUUCCUAUAUUGAUGAGAAUAUUGCCUUUGCUGAGGAAAAGGAAAAGCUUCAAAACUAUGGAAGACCUUACGAUGAAAAUGGUAAACCCAACGGGGGAUUCUACGCAUUUCCAAAGAGCUUGGAAGAUAUCAAAGUUUGGUCCUAA